Rhizopus microsporus ATCC 52813 is the source of this 1581-nucleotide messenger RNA. RefSeq lists its product as uncharacterized. NCBI's taxonomy places the organism in Eukaryota, Fungi, Mucoromycota, Mucoromycetes, Mucorales, Rhizopodaceae. The record is from RefSeq and is a predicted model, not a curated record. The coding region runs from base 1 to 1581 and encodes 526 amino acids. The transcript has a single exon.
AUGAAGCAUGAAGAAGUAAAGGCAAAGAUUCCUAUCAUCAUUGCUUCAGUCCCCAAAAAGGAACCAAGUUUCUCUGAUAGCAGUAUGAUGCGCUAUGCCUUUGAAGAAGUAGCCCAGUCAGACUAUCUACCCUACCAACGGGAAACUCGAUCAUCUGCAGAUCAAAUCACCGACGAAGAGACUCAGGAUGAACACUUUAGUGUCCUACGUGAUAAUUGCAUGAUGCCAGCGACCAGUGAUGACGACGAUGAUGAGGUCACCCAAAAUGUUGCUGCAACAGCAAAGACUCUUUUAAAACCAACCUACACUACAACCUAUAAUCCCCAGUGUCAGUCCAGCCUCGCACAGAGAGCUCUUUCGCCUACAAUGGAUAGUAGUACCCUCUUGGUAAACAGGUCUAUCAAGAAAUUUGCUUCUGCUUUUGAUCUUAGUAGUGGAACUACCUCACGAGAACUACGCUCACCAGAACCUCAAGAGCUUCCAGAAGAAAGACCAAGAACUGCGACGCCUACGAUGAAACGUCAGCACAUCUACAGAAGAAUGCUUUCGCCUAUUAAUGUUGACCUUGCUAAUGGAAAACUAGGAGUUCCACAACAGAUGCCUCCAAACGAUGAGGGCUACCAGGCUCAUACAACCGAGCCAAAUUCGAUUGCUAGCUCACCUAGUUCAGAUGUUCUUCCUCCAUUGGAUAGAGUCAAUCAAAGCUCAACUCGACUACAACGUGAUGCCCUUGAUUCCACAAUUAUGCCUGCGCAAGAUAUAAAUGAGAAUUUCUCCAAUGAUUACAAUGUAGCUACUUCAAGCAAUAGAAAACAUAUAAAAGAGCUCGGAGAAGACGAUGUAAAGUCUAUAUAUUCAGAUACUUCCAGCAUAAAUGCCCCCAGCCUUAGUUCUUCUGCUACACUAUCAACAAACAAAAGCCAUCCUACACUACAUUCGCGUCCUCCUUCUCCUGUAUUUAGUCCAGCACCUGGCUUACCUGCCACUAUACCCCUCCGUUCACAAGACUUUCAAGCAUCGCAAGUCGAAGAAACCUUUGCUGACGCAGCCAUGUCGCCAGCUAUGAAUACCAUUGCAUCUUCCACACUAUUAACUCCACGAACAAGCUAUGCACUACGCCGUCGUAUUGCGUUGUCCACUAUAUCUUCACUUACUUCAGAUUCGUUUCAACUGGGCCCUUCCAUGAUGGCUAGUCGAGGAAGAUCGUUAUCUCAAGCUACUGUAGAUCCUGAAGUACAAUCUGCCUUUAUGAUGAGUAGCUGCUAUAGUGGUACAACAAACAGCGACUAUUAUGCUAUACCCAGAAGCCAUAAUAGCACAGAGCUUCGAUAUUCCUCUCUCACUCAGAGAUAUAUGAAUGCAGCAUUACCACCCAUUCCAAAUUCUGUAACUAUAAACAAACGGCUUACCAAGAUUUAUCUAGAAGACAGUGAUGAUGAGAGCUUUGGGGAUAUUGACGAACUUCCCUCUCGAUCGAUUCCUCCACCACCACCACCACCUCAAGAUGAUCAUGCACCUCCACGGCUGCCAAGACUGUCUUUUGGUAAAGACCUCAGUAUCUCAUUAGGCCUUAAUAACUAA